AUGGUACUUUCUCUUGAUACCGAACUUGCUGCGGCUGUUGCGUCGUUUCUGUCGACUCUGUCCAAUAUGCCCAAGCCGGCAGUCCACGACAUUCAAACUCGGAGGCAGAAUCUAGCUGUCUUUACCAAUCAUGCCACGUCUCCUCCUCCUCCUAUCCCUGACGGCGUUGAGCAGAAGAUACUGUCCGUGACGGCCCAGGACGGACAUGUCAUCCCCCUCUGGCGCAUCGCUCGCAAGCCCGACACCGUGCCAACGCAAAACACGCCUGGUCCCGCAGUCCUGUUCAUGCACGGGGGCGGCUUCAUCGCGUUGAGCGUGGCGCCUUUCGCGGAGGAGCUGCGCGCGCUCGCGCUCGCCUCCGGCGUCGCCAUCUACGCCGUGGACUACCGGCUCGCGCCGGAGCACCCGUACCCGACCCCGCUCGACGACUGCUGGGCCGCUCUGCGGCACAUACACGACAACGCCGGCGCGCUGGGCGUGGACGCCGCCCGCAUCGGCGUCAUGGGCGACAGCGCGGGGGGCAAUCUCGCCGCGGGCGUCGCGCUGCUGGCGCGGGACCGCCGCCUCGCGCCGCCGCUCGCGCGCCAGAUCCUAGCGUACCCCAUGCUCGACGACAGGAACGAUGAGGCAGUGGCGCUCGGGACGCUGACGCUGUGGAACGAAGAGGACAAUGUGACGGGCUGGACGGCGUACCUGGGCGCUGAAGCGGGCGGGGACAGGGUGCCCGUCUACGCCGCGCCUGGACGGCUGACGGAUGCGGCUGGCCUGCCGCCGCUAUACAUCUAUGUCGGGCAGCUCGAUCUGUUCGCCAAGGAGAAUGUGCGCUACGUGUCGCUGUUUCUUGAGGCGGGCGUCGAGGUCGAGCUGCAUCUGGUCCCGGGGCUGCCGCAUGGCUUCAAUGGGCUGGCGGCGGAGCAUUCGGCCACCAAGGAGCUAUUUGAGCAUAAAGUCCGAGGCAUGAAGAAGCUCGCCCAAGACUAA
Messenger RNA from Akanthomyces muscarius, 981 nucleotides. RefSeq lists its product as uncharacterized. The transcript has a single exon. Bases 1 to 981 code for a protein of 326 amino acids. NCBI's taxonomy places the organism in Eukaryota, Fungi, Ascomycota, Sordariomycetes, Hypocreales, Cordycipitaceae. Gene Ontology annotation, molecular function: hydrolase activity. The record is from RefSeq and is a predicted model, not a curated record.